Molecule: messenger RNA, 4197 nt
Organism: Frieseomelitta varia
Lineage: Eukaryota; Metazoa; Arthropoda; Insecta; Hymenoptera; Apidae
Exons: 10
Coding region: 535-3192 (885 amino acids)
Source: RefSeq, a predicted model, not a curated record
ACGAAGCGAUUUUCACGUCGGGUUUUUCGGUCGUCCAUGCGGUUCUGUCGCGUUGCGAAAGGCAACGUCCUGUCGUCGGCGGCGCUUCGCGUGCGCCGCACCCCCGUAAUUGCGAACGCAACGGCGGAAGCGCGCACUGUCAUUAGGAAUGCCAAUAUCCCGAUCGGCGCACCGAAAAAAUACACGUUUCCACGAUCAGGAAGGAAAGGGACGAUCAAUUACCCAUCCGCUUAUAAAACGAUCGCUUUUCCAUCGGUUUGCCAGUCAGUUUUCACGUCGCGAUUCCGCGAUUUGUGUUUCGAAUCGUUGCUCGAAUCGAUCCCCGGCCACCGUCGGCCAUGUGCAAUACCUGAACAUUCUCUCUGUUGUACGCUCUGUUUGACGACUGUUUGAUUCUGCGAACGGGAAACUGGAAAUGACGUCAAGGUGUCGAUUUUUGUUCCACGGAUCCGCGUGGACGUUGAACGAUCAAGACUGAACGUACCUGACGCGUCGUUCUCGUUCUCAGGAAUCGUCUGGAGAGAAAGACCGACGAUGAUGUCGUUCCUGCUGCCGACGAGAAUCCCAAGGUCUUACACGAUGCUCGCGCUUAUCGCGACGAACCUGGUGAUCUCGAUGCCCGCCCCGCCGUCGAAACCAUUGCGUUCGCCGGAGGACGGGUUCUCCAGCGUGCCGAAGAUCCUGGAGAUCCAGCUGCCGCUGAAAAUCGCGACGAAGGACGAUCUGGUCGCGUGGGCCAGGUACGUGAUGGGUCUGAUGGCGUCUAAGAUAAACAUCACGUUGACCACCGUGAAAGAGGCGCCGUUGAAAGCGCCUGUCGGUAAUGCUCGAGCUCCUACGGGCAGCAACGCGAUAUCUCGACAUCCCGAUAACGCGAGACCAUCGAGUUUCAGUGGGAUGAGACCUGUCAACGGUGUUCGACAGUUUGCGAAGAGCUUCGAGAGCGCGAGGUACGCCGAGAACGUUCGAAAUUUCGCGCACGCGGCGAACUUGGAGAAAACGAUCCCAGCAGCGGUCCGAAUUGUAGAGAACGGCGGGCAGCCGAAGAACUCGGCUGAACUUCAGAGGAACCAGCAGAGAAAUGGGAAUCUUCAGUCGUUCAAGGACAAGGUGUACGCCACCGCGCAGUAUCCCACCGUCAACGGAAUGGCCACCAAGAGUCUGUUCAACAACCUGCAACUGCAGCCAACGUUCAGCGGCUUCGGGAUCACGGACACCACUGUCCCGAGUCCUCUGGAGAUCACGGCGAACAUAAACAUCCCGAGGGUGGGUAUCAAGGAGCCCGUGUUCGUCAAAAGCCCGAUCGGCUCGCCAAAUUUGUUGAAAACGUCGGAACAGCAGCUGUUCGUCCCUCCGUUCCCCGAGUUUGGGCCGGCUAUCAACAUCGACGUGAAGCCAACCACCGUCUUUCGGAACACGAACGUGGUUUCGCCUCCGACGAGAGCUUACCUGCCCGUGCCGACCACCAGCGACAGCAUCAAGUUCCCGAACGAUCCUUUCGUCACCAGGUACUUCUUCGACGGGAUCGAGAGGAACGUUUCCAACAAUUUCGGCGCGGACGAGAUCGUGUUCACCACGCAGAAUCCACCUUUAACGGUGUUCAACGACGAGCUACCGGCACCGUUUAGAGGUGUCGAUUUCCUCUCGCAGCAGAGGAACAUCAGCUCGGUGAAACCGCUGCUGAAGGUCCCGUUCGAGGCGGUGAUCACGUUCACCCGCGAGGAACCCGUGCAGACGACCACGUUGAGGAGCGAGGCGAGCAAAUACUUUACGAUACCGACCAGAGACCCGCUCGAUCAAUUCCCGCCGUACUUCGACACCACGAACUUCACCGUGACCAACGAGUCCGGGCAGAUCAACGUCGUGUUCGACGACGGCGCUCAGGUGACCGAGAACACGGACACGAAGAAGGAGGAGCGAAAGAAGCAGGAGAAGAAGAAGAACAGCUCGAAGAAGGAGAAGUCGAAGAAGCAGAAGUCCGAGACGAAACGCAGGCCGUCGGCGAUCAGCCAGCUGCUGAGGACGUUCAUCGCGAUCAGAAGGAACAACACCCCGUCGACGAAUCUCUCGCCGCCACCGUUGAACCAGCAGACGUCGACGAAUCUCUCGCCGCCUCUGUUGAACCAGCAGACGUCGACGACCACGACGCAGAGGGCGCCAGUGCGCCAAAGGUUACCGCCGCCUCAGAAAACGCAGCUCUAUUCCACCGAGAGGCCAUCGUCAGUGUCCAGACAGAAAGGAAGACGUAAUCAAACUUUGGCGCAACAAGUCGAGGACGACGACGACGACGACAGCGGGAGCAAAGAGGAGGACAACGACAGCAAAGAAGAGGAUAGCAAAGAGGAAAGCGGCAGCAAAGAGGAAAGCGGCAGCAAAGAGGACAGUGCUGGCAAAAGCGAAGAAAAUGGCAACGAAGACGACAAAGACGACGACGACGACGUCGAAUCCAACGAGGGAAGCAACGACGACGAGAGUUCCAGCGAGAGUGAGUCCUCGGAGGAGGAGGAGGGUGGUGGUUCCAUUCAAGCUAUCAUCGAGUUGCUCAUGCUCGCCGCGCCGGCCUUGGAAGAUCUUAGCGAUCCCGACUCGGACGCAGACAUUGCCGACUUGCUGGAACUAGCAGUUCCGUUGCUUCAAGACCUGUCGGAGGGAGACGACGAGAACGAAGCAAGCGACUUUCCAGCGUUAGUGCUUCCCGCCUUGUUGCAACUCAGCGAAGGUCCGGAGGGUCCGAGAGAUUCUGCUGCGCUUCUGACGCCGCUUCUUCAAGUAAUCGCGCCGGUGAUCGGGCCACUCAGUGGCCCGUUACUCGUCCCGUUGAGCCGUCAAAGUAGCAACGCACCAGGCGAAGGCGGCUCAAGCGUUGGUGAUCUGAGUAACGCUUCGCUGGCUCCUUUGCUCGAGCCGAUCGGGCCUGGGAAGAUGACACGGCUCUCGAACCUGAUCGCCGCAGUUGUCUCUAGUUUUAGCAAAAAUUCCGGCCCUGGUGGCAAAUCGGACUUGACGAGCCUCGUGAAAGCAGUGGUGGCUGGAUCGAUAGCAGGCACCAGCGCCGGUUCCAGCGGUUCCAGCAGUUCCGGUGGUCACAAGGACGCUUACGGGGCUCCAACUAGCUAUGGUAAUUCCUAUGGUGGAUCACCUCGUCCAAACGGUUACGCUAAUUGCCGACCUGGCCACGAUGGAAGAUGCUAAAGAAUUUCUUCUCGAUGGACUUCAGUCCAUCCGGACAUGAACAUAAAUUCCCCGCGCAACAAAUAGACAUCGAUCAAAACAAAGUUCGCGCAAAUCGUGUCAAGGAAUCAAAGAAGAUCAAAAGAGUGAAAUUUCACAAGAUUUUAUUGAUAUCCUUCAAGAAGAUUGAUUGCAUUAAUUCACUUGACUCCGUGCCCUAAUAAUUACGGUCCGUUGCAUCGAUUGUGAUAUUAAUCCAGCUCUUUCAACAUUGAUUCAUAUGUAUAUAAUAUGCAUAAUUAGUAGACAUUCUAAUCUAUUCAGUUAACAGGUUUCUCAGUGGCGAAGAUUUCAACAGAGAACCAGAUGAAAAGUUAAAGUUUGUUGCAAAUAUCACAUUGCAUUUACAAUCAAUCGGUGAAUCGUUCUCCGAAUUUAUCUUUCUGAUUUGUCAACAAUAGAGGAUAACAUUCGGAGAGAUACCGUAAAAUGGAAAUUCAAUUGUCAAUCUGGGACAAAUUAUAAUAGCAACUUUAGUAACUUUGCCAAAGAUAAGAUGGUAGAUGAUCGCGAAAGAAGGGGAAAAAAAAUGAUUCGUGUUUUGUCGAUCAUCAAUCGAUAUACACGCGUAAAAGAUUUCACAUCCGUCAAUUAUCGUGUUUAUGAAUCGUGCAAAAAAGCAAAUGUUCUUGUCCCCUUUUUCAAACGCUAAUUAAGAGCGGAAAUUGGGAUUUUUUGAUAUCCUUUUAUGCCCAUCGCUCUCUAAUAAUAAUUGCUAUUAAUGUAAUCGGUCCACAGAUAAUAAAUCUCAAGGACAAAUAUUCUUAAGAAUAAUUAGCAACGUUUUAUUACGUAUUUCUUGUGUUGGAAUUUAGGAUUUCAUUAGAGAUGUGCAUACAUAAUUAUUGUCACGAUAAUGCUAAAAGAAAGUCUCUCUAUAAUUGGCUAAUCGUAAAGAAUUCUUUGCAAAGUUUCAAACUUCAAUCAAUCGUGAUAGUCGUAUUAAUGAAAUUUCGUUAUAGAUUA